AUGGAUCCAGCAGUAUCAAAAAGCGGUUAGUUUGGAAACAUUUAAAUUAAUAUAUCUAAAGUAACUUUAAUCGUCCGUGGGCACACAAUAAUGAUGAUUUUAUUACUUCGCCGAUUGAUACUUUCCAUGGAAGCAAAAUAAAUCAAUUUAACGUCUGUCUUUGGUGUCAAUUGUGCGUAAUGGUGAUUUAUGGAUACGGCCGCGAAUCAGUCUUGAUAGCAUUUAGACGCCUAAGGCUAGACAGUUGUUAGCUCCUUUUAGUUUGAGGGCUAGUGCAGGGCCAGUAAUCUAACAGGUUGACGGGACAUGUGUGAUGUCAGUCGCGCGAAAGAAUUCCGGCGCGUAGAAAUUGUCACCAAGUGUCGGCCAAUCGCAAGACUACCCCGCGACCGAGCGAACGGGCUAGCGUUAGGCGACUAAAAUAUUAUCAUCCCAGAUAUAGAUGAUUGGUAGUCGUUGCCCUUCCAAGUCAAAAUAAUUCAUUUUUCUUUAUUUUGCCGUUUCGUUUAUUUGCGAUUUCAAAUCGAUUUGAAGGUGUUACUGACUGCCCAUGUGGUUUCCCCAAGUUUUUACUUCAUGUUAAGCAUGAGGAUUUGUACUCAGACGAUUUUGCAAUCUUGGUAAAUGUAGUCACACACACCGAGAAGACUGCAUCUUGGUUAUCGCCGGAGUAACUAAAGUUAAGUCAGACGUUGUUACCGCUAACUGAAAUCGCUCGCUACUCUGCCUCGUUGACCAAAACCUACAAUUUCAGGUAAACAUUUAAUUUCCCGCAAACAAUGGUUCUAAGCAGACUCGAAAAAAUCGUCACGGAUUUUUGACGCUCACAUACUAGCUCAUAUUCAAAAAUGGAUUUAUAGUCGAAUUCGGACCUCCGCGAGUUAAGAAGUGCCCCUGUCUUGGUACUGGGAAAUUAUAGUCGGGCAAUGAAUUAAAAAACCGACAAAUACUCCGUAUAUUCAACGCUAAGAUUGAAUUUGAAAUUAUGCAGGUCGACAAAGCAAAUUCAAUUUAGGCAGAAUGCUAUUACCGACAAAGACAAGGGAGACUGGAAUUGCCAUUUCUGGCUUAUUAGCCGUCGUCAGCCAGCCAUACCCAAGCCCGAAGUGUGGAACACCCGAGCCUCGAACUCGCGACCUGUUGGUUUAGAAGUCCACGCCUCUACCCACCGGGCCACGAGCCCGUUGCCCUAUCGGUUUUCGAUCGGGUAUAUACAACAGGGCAACGGGCUCGUGGCCCGGUGGGUAGAGGCGUGGACUUCUAAACCAACAGGUCGCGAGUUCGAGAUUCGGGUGUUCCACACUUCGGGUUUGGGUAUGGCUGGCUGACGACGACUAAUAAGCCAGAAAUGGCAAUUUCAGUCUCCCUUGCCUUUGUCGGCAAUAGCAUUCUGCCUAUAUAUCAUGCGCCGCUGUGCGGCUGCUGCUUGGGCUCGAGAAUGAGCCCUUAAGGCACAACGGAACGAAUGAGUUCCGUAUGAACGAUCGGUGAGCGCCCCCUACCAAAUUCAAUUUGUUUUGCUUUAAGGCGAAAAUUCGACGUGAAAAAGUGGAGAGAUUAAGCAAGCUGAUUUAAAGGGAAAUUAGUAUUAAGGCUUAAGAAAUUAAUGUGUCUCCCGACAUGAGUUUCUAUUAAUGCAAAUCUACUGGGUUCUACAAGUCAUCGAAACUUUACAGCACGUCGUGCGAUGCUAUAUACUUGACCAUUCAUUUAUUAAGCACUUACUGAUGCCAUAAAUCUAGUAUGGUUUGAACAAGUCACGUUCCUACUGUUAGGACUUUGACACAAGUUAGCAGAAGUCUCAGUUCACUAAGUGCGCGAAUGUUUUCCUGCACAAAAUCCAAUUUAUGGAGGUCUGUCGUUCUAGCACAUCCUCUGCAUGUUUUGUGCUCUCUGUAGAUUUCAAAUGCUUGUGGUUGCAUAUCGAGAAAAGUUGUUCUGUAUUUCAUGUUUAUUUGGGCCUCACUAUUUCAAACAACUGGUUCAACAAUAAUUGCAUGGAGCGUCCGUACAGAAUAUUCAAAUAAAAUUUCACUCAUCUAAACCAAGAUUCGUAUACACUACCGCAUUUGAUGACGGAUUCAUGCACUGUUUCUAACUCGUAGGUAACUGCACGGAGCGUCUCAUUGUUUGAGUUUUUCUUAUCUGUAUGCUGUUGUUUAUCUAGCUCCGGAACACGAUUCAUCCGCUCUCGGCUCUGAGUCGUGUUUUGCAUACUGCGAAAAGUGCCGAUGUGAUGUCUACACCCAACUGCAGCAUGAGACUGGAAGGCGGACAAUUCUAUCUUGCGUAUUAAUAGCUAUGUUUGGGUAAGCGGAACAACAAUUUUCUGAAUAUGGCUUCUGCAGUUUUUAUCUACAUCGGAGACUUUUAUAUAGACGAAUUUAUGAUUAUCCUUGUCAUUCUUACCAGCAGAGUAGCCCCCCAUUACCACUUCAUCACCAUCGUCAGCAUAGUCGUAGGCUCCACCAAUGUCGUCGUUGCCAGCAGUUUCAGCCCACAUAUUUUCAAAAGCUGCAUAAGUAUCCAUAAUAUCACUAAGAAACUGUACUUCAAAUUUUAAACACACUUCAAACUGACCCCAACUGCAUGGAUUUUUAUAUUAUUGCAUUUAGAAUCACCAGUUAAACGAGCACUUUGGAGGGGAAGAGCAUCAUUCCUCACAUCCUUUUAAGAUACCAUAUUUGAAAGUCUCUGUAAGCGACAAUACGGAGGGUUUUAGCAGAAACAAUCAAGAAAAGUAUGUUAUUCCAUUUCCCGCAAGGUAAGAUCAAACGCCUUGUGACUUCAUCCAGAAUGGGGGCACAAAUACCUGACUCUCUGGGGGUUUUCAGUAAAAACAGUAACGUAAAUUGACACGUAGCAGUUUAAACUUUAAUGCUUUUAUGAACACCUGGUCAUAGCUGCGCUAUCAACAAAACAAAAAUAAACAGCCGUCUGAGCGGAAAUCCAUAGGGACACAAAGAUCAAUACCUCCAAUAUCAGGUCACAUAAUUCUGGGAAUUUCGUUGUGUAGUUUCCCAACACAUAAUUUUUUCUGAGAAACGUUUUGGAAGAAGGAGACAUGUAAACUGCGACAAGUGUUUUAUCCGCUUGAUGUUUUGAAUGCACAUUUGAAUCUAUCAUCAGAGACUACAUCAGACGGGGGAAGCUUGCUAACCCAUUAUUGAUUUGUCACACUAUUGUCAAGGGAAGCAUGAGAUGAAAAGUAUAUUUGUUUUCAUCAAAGUGCUACUGAGGUCUAGAGAUGCGAUAUUAUCGAGACCUUUCAAACUAAUCUUAGGGUCAAAAGGAGCAGACAUGAUGUCUGAGCGCUAUGCCUACACAGAGGAGAGCUAGAAACAACGAAGAUCGCCUUACUAAGUCGAUCUGAAGUAUACUACUGAAAUGACAUCGCAUUUUCAUUUUCCUCCCGUAUACACUUGAGAUUUUUAUAUUUAAAUCGCAUAUGAACUUAUAUCUUGCUCACAUCACUGCCGGGUUCACUUGUAAGGGAGCAGCUCCAAGACUGAGUCUCUGGUUGCGAAACUGGAGGUCCGAACACAUCAUAAAGGCUUGGAAUAGAGAAUAGGCAGAAAUUGCCCUCUAGGUUAUCAGCAUAACGCAAGUAAACGUUCCACCUAUCAAAUGGUCACGACAGACGUUUGAAAAUUCGGCCCAGCCCAUAGUUUUUCCCAAAGCGUACUUCAAAUUACAAUUGGUUUCAAGAUUCAAUGCCAGUGAAGCUGCGUCCAAGUAAAAUAAAUUGGAGAACUGUUAUUAGCUUGGCGCUAAGACCAUUGUGGCGCAUGGACCGCCCACUCUUCGACCCCUCAAAGUUGGGCCACGUUAAAAGAACGGCUGAUCUCCGAAAGGGUGCAUAGUUUGGCUUAUAAAGCACUAUUUGUUAGCUAAGAAAUUCGGGCGUGGACGCAAACUUAUAUCAGUUUUUCCGUAAGCGGUAUGCGCUUAUAUGUUUGUCACAGGUGGCGUUCAGUAAUCCCUACUUCUCAAUUAACAAACCUAGCAGUCAACCCAUAAAGAUAUACAUAGCAGUUUUGCGAUCAAUAAACAAACUGCCGUCCAAAAUGUGGACGCCAGCAAGGCUGAAUCUUCAGAGAGUUAUGUGAUCUGAAAUUGCUACAGAAGCCUUUACAGUGUCUAAAGUCCGUCGUCGUUUGCCUGAUUUCAUAUAUCUCACGUGGAUACGGGCAUGAAAGCGGCAAAACCGGCUAAUUAUUGAUUGUUCUCCAACUGUAUGCCUCUUUUUGCGUCGUUCCAUCAAAACCAUCCUUAUUUCAGGGCAUUGAACUUUGCUCCGAUAGGUACACCCUCCUUGUGUGCAUUUUCAGGCGUUUGUGUAAUGUGUACUUUUUGUCUAAACGCAACAGCAUAGUUAGCAUGCCUCUGAGACUUGCGGUGGACUCGCACAGAACAGGCGACGAAAUACCAACCAGGCAGAUAAUACCAAAGCGGCUACGCAAGACGUUAAUGUUAAGCGAUGUAGGAAAUCCCCAUAACUAUAUUCAGAAGACAAAAUGGCGAGCGAGCGUUGCUUUCGAUAACUUCUCCUCAGGCCAGUACAGUUAAACGGGACGGGGUACAGUGAGUGAAAAAAUCGAGAAAAGUUAGUUUCAAAAUACAGGCUAGGAAAGAGCGGAAGGGUGCAGAAAGUUGUAUGUGGUUAGUCAACCUUUGACCACGGUAAGCGCCACAUUUUCGAGGUCAUUGCAUGUGGAGGACCAAACAGUUUUCGCGUCAUUCUUAGACUGUACCCCACCCUAUGUAAUUGUAUUGGCCUGAUGAGAAUUUACCGAAAGGAACGUUCACUCGCCACUCUCUCUUCUGAAUAUAGUGAUGGGGAUUUUCACACAUUUAAAACAGUCCAAAGACCCCACGGUGUUGAAGGCACUCAAUGGGUACCUACGUUUUAACACCAAGCUUGCGGAGGCGAAAGUGAUGGCCAAGUUUAUCGGGGACUGUAUUGAGAGAAAUGAGUAUCCAGACCAUUAGUGGAGAGCGCUGCGUCGUAGUCGCACAGUCAUUACCACAGAAACCCUGAAAAGAUAUGCCGAGAAUCAACUGGAGAGUACCCUCGUAAAAUUAGAGGAACUUGAGCGUCAUGUGCGUCAACGCACAGCCGUCCUAGAUAUCCUGGCAGAUGAGGAAAGACAAGAAUUCGACAUGUACACUCAGUCCAUUGAAAAGAAACGUGGAGAGGCAAAACGCUCUGCUCUUCUUAGGAGUUUACAUGAGAUGAAAGCCCAGUCACGGUUUCCGAAAGACCCAGCUCGGUACGUACACAACUACUCUUAUAUGACACUUGAUAAAACAUCACUUGAAGCAUUAUCCCUUGGUCCGAAAUUUUGCACACCUCGUCAAAAAGUAAAUCAGUUAGAAUUGGAAACGCAGUUCGAGAACCUCUGGAACCAAACAUUCGAUCUAUUGCCCGUUUCCACAGACAGUAUCCAACACUUCAAAUCCACACUAGUGAAUUGCAGCUACCAAUACCUAAACAAAGGACCAAAAAGUCGAGGAUUACUGACAAAAGCACACGUGGAAAAAUUAAAAGAACUUCGAGGGAACAAAGAGAUCUUGGUAACUAGACCUGACAAGGGAACAGGCGUCGUCAUAAUGAACAGAUCGGACUACGUAGCGAAGAUAGAGUCCAUACUAUCUGACCAGAAGAAAUUCAGAAAGACAGAUAAAGAGAAGGAUUGCACGGAUGACGCAGAGGCGAAAUUGACUGACUGUUUAAGAAGGCUCCACACAGGAGGUCACAUAAGUGACCAUGACUUCGAACACCUCCGGCCAGUCGGGACACAUAUUCCCCGAUUAUAUGGUCUACCUAAGAUCCAUAAGGAAGGCCUAAGGGUUCGUUCAAUUUCAGACAUGCGGAACUCUCCGUAUCAUGCGAUAGCUAGGUGGUUAGCAGGGAAACGCAAGCCCAUGCACGCACCACGCAACUACCGAGAUAUCCUUCAAUUCAUUGACGACAUUAAGGACCUCAACGUUAACGGCAUGACGAUGUUCUCACUGGACGUCACAGCACUUUUUACAAACGUCUCGGUCACCGAGACAGUUGAUUACAUCUGUGAUUUUCUACCUGUCAGUCAGCAAGAAAUAGGAAUACCGACGAACACACUCAAGGAGCUGUUACUAAAGGGCACACUAAAUGUGCAGUUCCUUUUUGGCCACCAACUCUAUAGACGAGUAGACGACGUCGCUACGGUCUCGCCUUUUUGACCUCUCUUAGCUCACGUAUUCAUGGGCAAACCGGAGAGAUUUCAACUAAGCGAUCAGAGGCGGGACCCAGGACGUUGAUUUCUAUGGUCGAGAUACAUGCAAGAACAACUGUCAUAUGGGACAAGAUAUGCGAUGCUGCCACCUCGAUCGGCUACUUGUAUCGUGACAUGGCUGCCCGAGGUGACAACAGCGAGAGAUAUCAAUGCCCCCUAUUUUGUUUGAUAUUGUUUUGAAGGUUACUUUCAUGUAGAGCAAUUCAAAUGCUUUCUUGGUCUCUCCUGUGCCCUCUACGCUUUGUUUUGGUCUCUGACUGUCCCCUGCGAGACAACUUUUACGCACCUACUAGAUUUGAACACAUUACCUAGAUAGCCCAGCCUUAGAUAUAGAGAGUCUUGAAUGUUUAGCAGCCCAAAGUUGCUGUGGAAGAGGGCAGUGGCACGAUCGUUUCUAUAAGCCAUAGGACGUCUAAUUCUAUAUCCCGAGAUUUCAGAACUGAUGUAUUUUUGUUCAUUUCCGCUGUGAGGCCUUUUUUGCAGUCCUUGCGAGCUCACACAUCAAUGUAGAAUGAGACCAGUCAGGGGCUGCUAUGUUUGAAUUGUAUUAAUGAGAAAGUAUUAUUCAUUGUUUGAUGGACGUGGUCAUCCUCGUUCCACUUGACGACGGCGAAGGUCGCGUUGACGUCGCGCAUAAAAACCUUUUGUUCAAGUCCUGUUAUGCCCAAGGCGAUUCCGGUACCAAAAAACUAGUACUUAAAAGGGUCCUGCUGUAGAAACCAGGCCCGCUAUUUGGGUUGAUAUUAGUCGUCCCGUCGACUUCUGUGCACAUUAGAGAAGGCUAAGAGAACAUCUUAUUGGUCACCCAAACCGUCCAAUUAGGAGAUCGCGACAGCAUCAUUAUAUACACAUUUCUCACGCAUGCGCCAUCGAACACUGCACUUAUUGAGAUAAUCUACCCUAGCCACACCUCUCUUCCCUACUCUAUAUCCGCGCUGUAUGAAUGCUGAUCGUACCUUCCUUUCAUUCCAGUUUCUUCGUUUGGAGAGGGUUUUUAAAACGUCCAACACCCAUUGUUAUGCUGUCACUUUUUAUUUUAACAUUGUCACAAAAUAUCUAGUCAAGGGUCUGGUUUAUGGCCGAGGUUACUUAUUCGGGAGUGCAUUUGUAUUGAGCGAAAGAGCUGAACAUCUAUGAAGUUUGUGGUAUCACAAAGUCUGAUCCUCCAUAUUGCCACUAAUAUGAAGGGGACCCAGAUUUUGCCAUUUAAUGAUACCAGUAAGCGAAUUUAAUGCCUGUUUUCGGGCAUUGUCAAAAAGGCAUUGAAUCGCCGUAUUUUUACUCCGAUGACUACUUAAAAGUAUCUUGAACAUUUUGAGGCAACAGCCACGGCAAGGUCUUUUUAUUUCUUUCUUUGGCACUUACAAAUGAAUAUUGCCGGUUAUUUUCCCUCACCACAAUGGCUACCCGGAGUAAAUGGCCUCGGUCAUAAACCAUACGCUUGCCAAGUCUAUUACCCCAGACUUACUCAGGCGAAGAAUUCAUACUUAUAAAUCACCGAUAGGCCUCUAGUGAGGACUGACUUUCGGAAGAGACAGAAAAAACGCAUAGUUCAUUUUCAAUUCCACCCUGACAAGAAGAGUUGUGCAAUUAGGGCGAUAUCUGCAUCAAAAUGAGAUGCUCCUUCGCACAAACAAGAGUAUGCCAAUGCAUAUGGCGUUUGCUUGAGAGUCAGCUACACGUACUGCAGAGUACAAUACUGAAAGCUUAAGCAAACUUCCUAUGUAGUUCUGCAGCGUAAAAGCUCUCUGACUUUUCGAUGUGCAAACCGCUUCAUCUGCGGAAUGCCAGAAUUUAACAGUUACCUACUUCGUCGAAUUUCAGGGGAUGCCUCUUCUGCUUCCUUAUCCCCUGGUGUAUAGACUCCUGCCUCGAUGUUAAUCACAUUUGUCCUACUUGCGGAAACAGCCUCGGUGUCUAUCGUCGUCUAUAA
Messenger RNA from Spirometra erinaceieuropaei, 8211 nucleotides. The record is from the annotation of a GenBank genome assembly. Lineage: Eukaryota; Metazoa; Platyhelminthes; Cestoda; Diphyllobothriidea; Diphyllobothriidae.